Molecule: messenger RNA, 1766 nt
Organism: Hippoglossus stenolepis (Pacific halibut)
Lineage: Eukaryota; Metazoa; Chordata; Actinopteri; Pleuronectiformes; Pleuronectidae
Gene: bhlhe23
Product: basic helix-loop-helix family, member e23
Exons: 1
Coding region: 331-1023 (230 amino acids)
Molecular function (GO): protein dimerization activity
Source: RefSeq, a predicted model, not a curated record
ACUCGCGAGCGGGGCAGCGCGCGAGCCACAAUCUGCCCAAGGCGCGAGGAGGGAGAGCGUGCACGAGGGGAAGGGACACACGAGCGCUCCGGUGUCGUCGGGCUCAGUCAGAACCAGUUGUGGUGGAGGAACGUGGGCUAUGCGCGCAACGAGAGGGAGCGCAGCGCACAGAGGAGGUGAACGCAUGUAGAGACUCGCAGCCUCCUUCUUUCAAGAGUCAGUGCGCGCAGAGGAGGAGGAGGAGGAGAGGAGGAGAAGCACCCAAACUCCUGGAGAGAGCAGCGUGAGUACAACAGCACCGAGGGGGGACACUUGAGUUUUUUUCUUCCCAUGCUGCGAGAGAAAAUGAAUGCCAGCGACGAGAACCUGCUCAAGUCCAUCAGCAACGACGCGCUCCUCGACCUGACGCAGCGCUACGGACAGUCCGCCUUCGGGUUCGGUCCUGCCCACGGUGCCGGAAGCCCCGCACGGUACCCGCUCACGCCCGCUGCCGACUUCCUCUCCGGGCAGACCGCGAAGUCCAACGAGAGCGGCGGGGAGCACACCAGCGACGACGAGGACGGUUUCGACUCGCUCGGCGGCGCUCGGCGCUCGGGGGACGACAAGCCCGGGGGCCCCCUGACCAAGAAGUCCAAGGAGCAGCGGUCCCUGCGGCUCAGCAUCAACGCGCGGGAGAGGCGGAGGAUGCACGACCUGAACGACGCGCUGGACGGUCUGCGCGCCGUCAUCCCCUACGCCCACAGCCCCUCGGUGAGAAAACUCUCCAAAAUAGCCACCCUCCUCCUGGCCAAGAACUAUAUCCUCAUGCAGGCUCAGGCUCUGGAGGAGAUGAGGCGGCUGGUGGCGUAUCUGAACCAGGGACAGACCAUAACUUCGCCGAUCCCCACCGCCCUGGCUCCCUUUGGACAGGCCACCGCCGUCUACCCGUUCACGGGCUCCGCUCUCGCCACCUGUGCCGACAAGUGCACCCCUUACUCCGGGACACCGUCGAGUCUCUUCAAACACUGCAACGACAAGCCUUGAUGUGGCUCCUCUCUCUUUCUUGAACUUUUUACCUGUCCACUGCACCCCCCACAUCUAUCUCUCUCUCUCUCUCUCUAUCUAUCUCUCUCUCUCCCACUCGAGUUAUUUUCAAAUCAUUCUGUGUGGAAAAUAAUAAAAAAACAAAAAACAUUUUAGUCGAAUGCAUAUAAUCUUAAAAUAUGGUUAAGUAACGACGCUGCGAUGUUUCAUCCGGAUUUAACAGACGCUACAAAACUAAUUGUUUAGGCCUCCUGAUAAGUUGCUGUACUUUACAAACACUGCAGGCCAAUGUCCAGUUUUUUAUAAGUUUGGGUAAAUUUCAGUAUUGUUCUGUCAUCAGCUCUUAUUUGUAAUCUAUGCAACAUCCAAUAACAACUAUAGGAAACGUAGAAUUGCGCACUAAGCUCCACAUCUGAAUUUAAUCCAGCAAUUAUGAAAGACUUUCCCUCGACUGACUGCACUGAUACGAGGAGGGAAAAAAAACAAAUGUCAUGUUGGCUGAUAUAUUUUCUGAAUCGACGUGUUAACAAGGUUGUUUUUUAUUUAUUAUUAUUUAAGUUAUUGCACAUUUCACAUGAUUGUAUUGUACAACUGUGGGAAAAAAAUCAAAUUGCUCCAAGCCCGGCUAUUCUAAUGGUUGUAUAUAGUCUACAACGUACAGACUGAAGAAGCGUUUUGGUUGUGUUGCAACAUGGAUUUCAUAUAUUGUUUAUAUGUCUUUAUAAUUAAAACACAUAUCUAUG